This is a messenger RNA of Meloidogyne enterolobii, 2215 nucleotides long. Lineage: Eukaryota; Metazoa; Nematoda; Chromadorea; Rhabditida; Meloidogynidae. The record is from the annotation of a GenBank genome assembly.
UUUUUGACCAUUUGUCCUUUUUUGGGGUGUUAGACGUUUUGUACCUUUUUUAGCCUAUCGAUCUUUUAAAUCAUCGACAUUUUGUCCAAAUUUUGCCGUUGCGGCCUUUUUAGCUUUGCUCCCAUUUUUGUGUGUUACUGCUUUUAUUGACACGUGUAAUUCAUUUUUACGGGUUUUCCUUGCCGCAUUUUUAAUUUUUUACUUGAAUUUACACGUUUUUAAAUAUAUUUUUUUAUAUUUUAAAUUUUAAUCCUUUGCCACGAUUUUUUUUAUUCUUUUUAAAUUUCUUGUUUAUUAAAUCAGCCACAAAACCUUUUCAUUUAAUCAUUAUUUUUUUUCUUAAACAUUUUAUUUUUCCUUCAAUUAACUAGAAAGAGGAGAUUUUUUAAUUUAAUUCUUGUUAAUCCUCUCCCAUUAGAAAUCUAUUAACGAUCGAAAAUGUUUAGCUUGUGUUAUAGUAUUUAUUUUCUAAAGUUGUUUGAUGGGUUGUGUGGUCUAGUUGGUAGUGAUUUUGUCUCACUAGGUGCGGGGUCGAGGGUUCGAAGCCUUUUGCUAUCAAUUUUUUUAUUUUGAUUAUAAAGAGUUUGACAGGUUUACUAAUUAAUUUAAAUUGAAAUUUCAUUAAUUUUUUAAUUUUUUUACCUCGGUUUCGUUUAUUUUUCUUGCUAAUUUUAAUUCUUUUUUUAGUUAUUUUUAGACAAUUAAAUUAUUUUUUAAAUUCAUUUAAAAUGAAAGCUCUUAUUCUUGUUGGUGGCUAUGGAACUCGUCUUCGACCUCUUACUUUGACACAACCCAAACCUUUGGUUGAAUUUGCUAAUAAACCGAUGGUUUCUCAUCAAAUCGAAGCACUUGCCGCUGCAGGCGUUGACACAGUUAUUUUGGCAGUUACUGCUCGGAUUGAAAAUUUGUUGAGUGCUGAAAUGCAGAAAGAAGAGCAACGCGUUGGGGUUAAGAUAAUCUUCUCUGUUGAAGAAGAGCCAAUGGGAACUGCUGGACCUCUUGCUUUGGCCGCUAAUUUAUUAAAAGAAAGUGACGAGCCUUUUUUUGUAUUAAAUUCUGACGUUAUUUGUUGUUUUCCUUUUAAUGAAAUGAUGGAAUUUCACAAAAAACAUGGACAAUGUGGAACUAUUGCUGUUACUAAAGUAGAAGAACCCAGCAAAUAUGGUGUCGUUGUUUUUGACGAGGAAAAGACUGGGAAAGUUGAUUCUUUUGUUGAAAAACCACAAGAAUUUGUUGGAAAUAAGAUCAAUGCCGGUCUCUACGUUUUAAAUCCUUCAGUAUUGGAUACAAUUCCCUGUGCGCCUUGUUCUAUUGAAAAAGAAAUUUUUCCAAAAAUGGCAGAUAAUGGAAUUUUGCAUGCUUAUGUUUUGAAAGGUUUUUGGAUGGAUGUUGGACAACCUAAAGAUUUUUUGGAAGGUGUUCGUCUCUAUUUAAAACACAUUGCUGGUACUGACACUGCAAAAAUUCCUGAACAUCUUUUAAUUAAUGGGAAUGAUGAUGGAAAACGUUUAACUGGACUUCAUUUAGUUGCUCCAGUUUUAAUUGAUCCGUCUGCACAGAUUUCUUCGGAUUGUUGUAUCGGCCCAAAUGUAUGUAUUGGUGCAAGUGUAAAAAUAGAAGAAGGUGUUCGUCUUGUUGACUCUUCAAUACUUCCAGACACUACAAUUCAUGCUCACAGCUUUAUUUCUAAUAGUAUUGUUGGAAGAAAAUGUGUUGUAGGUAAAUGGGUCCGUAUAGAAAAUACCAGCAUUAUUGGUGAAGAUGUGGUUGUUAAGGAUGAACUUUAUUUGAAUGGUGCUUGUGUUCUUCCACACAAAUCAAUUGCUGCAAGUGUGCCAAAUCCGACAAUUAUUAUGUAAAAAAGAUUGACAAAAAGUGCUUUGUUUUGUGGUUUCUUUUAUGGUUUAUUUUUUAAAAUGUUAAAAUAAGGGAAAUUGGUGGGAGGGAGGGAGAUUGUUCACAAAUGGAAGGGAGAGGUCUUUUCCCAAAGGGGUUUUUGUUUUAAAUCGCGUCUCUUCCCAAUUUCUCGGGGGGUUUUUUUUCAAAAUCAGUUUAAAUUUUAUAUAAAAAUGGUCUAAAAAGAAAUUGGGGUUAAAUAGGGCUUUUCCCCCAGUAUUUUUUGGGAAAUCGUUCGUGAACAAUCCCUCUCUUGCGCAAAUUUUGAGAGACAAAUUUUUUAAAUUAUUUCAAGACCAACGUGAUUCUAAUUUCUUUU